AUGGCAGCCAGCAGCUCUGAGGUCUCUGAGUUGAAGCAGGUUGAGGAGAGUCCUGAGACCCAGGGAGAAGGGUCUGGCCAUUCUGAAGCUGGAACUGGCCCUCUCCAGGUCCUAGCAGGGGACCAGCCAGAGGCCAUGCAGCCAGGCCCAGUCACCACUGUGGCCCCUGUGGACUCAGGGCCCAAGCUUGGGCUGGCUCCAGAAACCACAGAGACCCCUACUGGGGCCCCAGAAACAGCCCAGGCCACAGACCUCAGCUUAAGCCCAGGAGGGGAAUCAAAGGCCAACACCAGCCCCGAAGAAGCAUGCCAAGAGCUAGCAUCCAAACCAGAAGUGAGCAAAGAGGCCACUGCAGACCAGGGGUCCGAGCUGGUGUCUGCAGCCCUGCCUGAGCCAGCCUCAGAGCCUGCUCCCCAGCUAGACCCCCAGCCAGGUUCUCAGGACACCCCCAAGCCAGCUCUUCAUCCAGAGCCCCCUACCCAGGAGGACCCCACCCCUGAGGUCCUGACUGAGAUUGCAGAGGAAAAGCAAGAGAAUGGGGCAGUGGUGCCCUUGCAGGCUGGUAAUGGGGAAGAGGGCCCAGCUCCUCAGCCUCACUCGCCACCUUCAACAAAACCCCCCCCAGCCAAUGGAGCUCCCCCCCGCGUGCUACAGCAGCUCGUUGAGGAGGACCGACUAGGAAGGGCUCACAGUGGGCAUCCAGGAUCUCCCAGAGGGAGCCUGAGCCACCACUCCAGCUCUCAGCUGGCAGGGCCUGGGGUAGAGGGGGGUGAAGGCACCCAGAAACCUCGGGACUACAUCAUCCUUGCCAUCCUGUCCUGCUUCUGCCCCAUGUGGCCUGUCAACAUCGUGGCCUUCGCUUAUGCCGUCAUGUCCCGGAACAGCCUGCAGCAGGGGGACGUGGAUGGGGCCCAGCGCCUGGGCCGUGUGGCCAAGCUCUUAAGCAUCGUGGCGCUGGUGGGGGGGGUCCUCAUCAUCAUCGCCUCCUGCGUCAUCAACUUAGGAGGUGAGUGAGGGUCUGGAACAGGCAAGGGAGGAGUGGAAGGAUUGACAAGGGCAGCUUUACUAACCCCUGCCCCUGCUCUCUCCUGUCUGUCCUCCUUACUUCUCCUUUGUCUCUCCUUGUCUCCCUGUCCCUUCUCCGUGUCUGUCUGUCCUUCCCUCUCCUCUCCCACAGUGUAUAAGUGA
This is a messenger RNA of Cynocephalus volans (Philippine flying lemur), 1188 nucleotides long. It is a transcript of the gene PRRT2, whose product is annotated as proline rich transmembrane protein 2. NCBI's taxonomy places the organism in Eukaryota, Metazoa, Chordata, Mammalia, Dermoptera, Cynocephalidae. The record is from RefSeq and is a predicted model, not a curated record. Gene Ontology annotation, cellular component: membrane.